This is a messenger RNA of Python bivittatus (Burmese python), 898 nucleotides long. The record is from RefSeq and is a predicted model, not a curated record. Lineage: Eukaryota; Metazoa; Chordata; Lepidosauria; Squamata; Pythonidae.
AGGGAAUUCUGGGAGUUGAAGUCCACACAUCUUAAAGUCGCUGAGGUUGAGAAACGUUGGAUAGGACUCGAAGGCUGGGUCCUAACGAUAAGCCCUCCGAAAGAAGAAGCUGUCUUCAACAGUGCCUGCCCUUCUGAUUAACUUCGUCCGAUUUGCUGCGCUGGAAAGCCGAGCUCAGACUUUACACGCUCAAAUUUUGGAUCCGGAAGAAGGUGUCUGUCCGCACGAAGCACGGGAGCUGCCCGGGAUCUUUGCAAACAUGGCGGCCGCUGUAGUUGUUGCGGCCCAGAGAGUCUGCAAUGCCGGCGUCCUCAAGACCGCAUGCAGAGGUUAUGCUUUGAUUUCAAGGCAUGGAAUCAGUUGCCAGUAUGCUGCCUUGGCAUGGACUUUACAGACACAUUGCAACAUUUCUGCAUCAUAUAAUGUGACAGUGCAACAGAGAAGGCAGAGAAGCUUUUUCAACAAAUUGACAGCCAGCCAACUUUGGAAAGGAGUUGCAGCAGAGAAUACUGCCGGUGGAAGGAAAGGGCGAGGCAAGCGAGGCAAGAAAAGAAGAACGAGGGAUCUCAAUAGAGGCCAGAUCCUUGGCGAAGGAUCUUUCGGUUUCCUUUGGCCUGGCCUCAAUGCUCCAUUGGUGGUAUCUGGAAAAGUUCAAGCCAUUAGUCAGAGAGAUGAAGAAGAGCAGAAGACACUGCAGUUAGCAAAAGCUGAGGAACAAAUAAAAAUCGACCAAAAAAGGAAAAUGAGGAUUAAGAAGGAAAGAGGUUGGACUGGACGAUCCUGGGGAGGUGUCAGUUUAGGAUCUCCUGAUCCUGGUCCCAAUGGAGAAACAUAUGACGAUUUUGAUAGCAGAAUAAUUGAGGUAAGUGUUUUUUUUAUUACAAAUGCAAACUUACAA